UAGGAGCCCUGAUGGAGUACGCUGUGAUCCUACUGUUGCUCAAGAAACGCAGAAAACCUCGUCGCACGAUUGACGAAGGAUUAAAAACACUGUUUAACGGAGAUGCGAACCAAACCCGGAGAAAGUACGGAGUGGGUCCGGAGCGUGGAGAAAGUGAACCGGAGACGGAACCCAAUGGAAUCCAUCUUGAUGUGGUUGAUUUAUCCCGACCUCAGGACCCUGCUCAACCCCCUCCUCCUCCUCCUCCUAGACCCUGUAGUAAUACAACACAACUUCUCCAGCUUUCCUCCGAGGGCUAUUACACCGCUGAAUAUAAGGGAGACACGUUGAGUGCACACAAGCGCGCGCUGUGUGACAAUAUAGACGCGUGGACGAUGUGGCUCUCCCCUCCCAUCUUCCUCAUCUUCAACCUCGUGUACUGGAUCGCCUACAGGCACGUGGAAACUGCCAGCCUAGAGUACGUGGACUAGGGGUUAGAUAGAGAGAAUCUAGGGGGUAUAUCAGCAAUGCAGUUUAAGCAGGAUCCUAUCAUUAUUUAUAAACCUUUUUUUCUGUAAAACCACAGAUUACUCAGAUUGAACUGUAUAAAUUUUAUGCUAGUUUAGGUCUUUUACUUUCGGAAAUUUUAAACCUCCAUUGGUGUAAUUUUCUGCAUUCAUUAACGCUUCAAUUUCACAAACUAAAAUAAGCACAUUUUGGGGAUUUUUCCCUAUACUCCUUCAUUACUGAAUACACAAGUACUUUGAAUUUUUAAAACUUACGUUUUAAAGAAAAAAGUUUAAGAGGGUUUAAGUCUCGUUAUUUGAUGCAUGGUGUUUAUAGUUGUGUAGUAGAAUAGUAAAAACCAGAAUAGGAUGACGACUUUGAGACUCAAUUUAUGACUUUAUUUAGUCCAAAGAACAUGAGACACAGCAAUUGCAGUGUAAUCAGACCCAUUUCACUAAAUAAGUGAUUUAAUAACGUACUAUAGAAAAACUAUUUGCUUUUUAUCACUAUGAAAAGCACUUAAGUUUUGCUUUUAUGUCGUCUUCCUAUUCUACAGCUUUUUGAUAAUCCAUUGUAUAAACUGCAGUAAAUGGGUUGGGGAAGGAAGUAAAGACCGUAAAAAAAAGUUGUUUAACCCAAAAAUUAUCUAUCUUGUAUCUAUCUAAGUAAUCUGUGUUUAAAACCUUUAUAACAAUAACAUGGAGAUCUAUUGAACUCAAGCAUUAAAAGAUGGAACGAGUCAAUUUAAAAACUGUAAAGCUUUGAUUUUUCUAAAUCAUUUCAAUUAAGGGUUAACGUCUAAUAUUGUACAUUUAACCAGGCAUUAUGUUGUACAGUUCAGUACAAUUUAAAGUAAAAUUUACUACUAAAGGGACUGUCGACGAAAUUGCAAGUGACCCUCAAAUUAAAGAGACACAUGACUGAUUUGAAAUGCUAUGAUGGAAAUAUCUAUUUGAGCAGGAAUGAGCCUGAUAUCGUCGUUUUCAUUGUUUCUGUUGUGCAUUUAAAUCCAAUAGUCACAUAUAAAGAUAAAUCCCAAUUGGAAAAAAAUAUCAAUUUGGGAUCUGUAUAAUUAUAAUUAUACAGUUGUAACCUUGUGAAUGGAUCGUAUUCAUCUUUAUUUUAAAGUUCACUUGAAAUUACAACAUCAGUCCCUUAAAGUACAUUAUAUAAAUAUAUUCAACAAUCUGAAUUAUAGAAACGUUUUUAUUUAUUCUGUGAUACCACAUUCUACUUAACCUUACCUUUUAUUAAUUAAAGAAAGGACAUCUCUAAGAAUUUUAUCAUUGAAACCCUAACCAGUGUUGAUGUAAUAAGCGACUUUAAAGGAAUUUGUUCUUUGUCACAAACUCUCUAUAUCUUUGCAACCCAAUGUCGCAGACCCUGAAUAUUUCAAACUAUUAAUUCCUUU
Eurytemora carolleeae is the source of this 1897-nucleotide messenger RNA. RefSeq lists its product as uncharacterized. Gene Ontology annotation, cellular component: membrane. The coding region runs from base 12 to 470 and encodes 152 amino acids. Gene Ontology annotation, biological process: monoatomic ion transport. Lineage: Eukaryota; Metazoa; Arthropoda; Copepoda; Calanoida; Temoridae. The record is from RefSeq and is a predicted model, not a curated record. The transcript is spliced from 6 exons.